Messenger RNA from Chara braunii, 9395 nucleotides. The record is from the annotation of a GenBank genome assembly. Lineage: Eukaryota; Viridiplantae; Streptophyta; Charophyceae; Charales; Characeae.
GGUUAGGUCUGGAACCACUAACCCGGUUGUACACUUGUCACCAUGGUUGAGACCCGUAGUGGGUUAGUCACGAGCCCCUAUAGCAAAGAGCAGCAAGAAGAGAUGGCGGCCUUAGUCAAAGAGAAUAUGGAGAGGAAAGAGCGUGAGAAGCAGGUGAAGCUAAAGGCUAUUGCAGAUGAGCGGGCGGCGAAGAUGAAGGAAGUGGAGGAGGAGAUGAAGAAAAAGGAGAAGGCUGCUGAAGAAGAAGCGGCAGCAGAAGAAGAAAAGGAAAGAAUGAGGAUUGAGAGCAGGGAGGGGAGUAGUGGCACGAAGAAGGACACAAACGCUGAGAUUGAGAAGAAGAUCAGCAAGUGGGUUGCUAACUUAUCGUUGGGAGAAGAUGAAGAGGCGGAGUCAUAUGUAACUGAAGAUGAGAAGGCCGCAUUGGCCGCUGAGCUAGCAGCCAUGACGGAUCCUAUGGAACGAAGAGAGAGGGAAGACGAGCAGAAGUUGCAAUGGAAGUUGAGAAUGAAGAGGGAGAAGAGGAGGAGGAGAGAAGAAGUGAAUAAGAUGACCGCAGCAGUGGCAAAGGUGCAGGAGUGUAGAGCGGAGGUGUUGGCCCAGCCAAUUGAUAAGGCCAAGCGGGAUAAGGUGGAGAAGCAAGGUGCUCAUUUUUAUGAUGUUGCUGUCACUCCAGAGCAGGCAAAGGGAGGCAUUGCUGUCCGUGUGGUCUCAUCCACAGCCAGUAAGUUUAAGCUCUUGUACUUCGAACAAGAUGCGAGUGGCGGUUUGUCUCUGGCCUUGCAGGAAGACUCGGCUAAGUGUGGCAAACUGACAGCUGCUGGGCUUUACUUUUUGAAUUUCCAAGUUUAUCGGCUUGAUCCUUUAGUAAAUGCGAUGGCGGUUGUGAAGGACCCAGAAUCUGCACUGUUCAAACGAUUGGACGGCUUACAGCCAACAGAAAUGAUAUCUCUGCAAGGGGGCAAUCACAUAUUUGCAGUUUAUGGUACCUCGAAGACGAAGCUGGAGCAACGGCACUGCAGGUUGGACUUCACGCAGAGCACUUUGGACCAGAUCCUGGACAUCCUAACAAGGCCAGGAUUUAUGCCACCAGCACAAUCGCCAUUGCCGUUAUCGGCGAUGUCAGGCCCUUUUCCAGUUCAAGCUGGUUCACAACCAAGUGAUUUCCUUGCGAUUGCYCUGCAGCUUGAUGUUGAUCUSGCUAAUCUCGCUGAUCCCCCCGACCUACAGCCAGAGCAUCGUAAUUACACCAGGGAAGGAGGUUUUACCAUUGCUGUCCUAGAAAUAGCGAUGAGGAACUGCAAGCUUGAACUACGCCAUGCUCUACCAGUGCCACGCCAGCAACAGUGCCACGUUAGCUGUGCCACAUCAGCCACAGUGCCACAUCAGCAGUGCCACCUCAGCAGUGCCACGUUAGCCACAGUGCCACGUCAGCAGUGCCAUGUCAGCAGUGCCACGUUAGCCACAGUGCCACGUCAGCAGCAGUGCCACGACAACAGUGCCACAUCAGCAGUGCCACGUCAGCAGUGCCCCGCCACCAUGACGGGCGCAGCUCUGGGCAUGCCAGGCCAACUGGCCAACGAGUCUAUUGCCGACUACAAACAGCGGUUCCAGACUCAGCUCGCAUUGAUCGAGGCUGAGGAACAGCGCCAGCUGGCAGCCGAGGCUGCCCGCCUACAGGCUGAAGCAGCGGCAACAGCUGAGAAGCAGCGGCUACAGGCCGAAGCAGACGCAGAUACCCAGGUACGUCGCAAGGAAGCCCAGGGUCUGCUGCAGUGGCAUGAAGCCGCCAGCAUCGAAAGACUCAAGUUCUGGCACUUUCAACCGUCCAAUGGCGACAACGCGACACCGGAGGAGCAGCACAAGGAGUUCCUCUCCAAACUCGUGACACGGUUGUUAUACGCUUGCAACUAUCAACAGUCCGAGUUAGAGAGACAGAACCAGGAACUGCAGCAACAGUACCAGGAUCUGAAGAAACAACACCAGGAGUUGGCGAACCUCCGCCGGACAGUGCAGAGCCACGAGGAUGCUACACGGGCACUCAAUUCCCGUGUACUUGACCUGGAGCAAGCUAUACCAGGACCAGAUGCUGGUGUGUCCAGCAGUGCACCCUCUAACUGCCAACUGGAGGAACGCGUCGACCACGUCGUCGCAAUGCUCGGCGACAUCAGCACCUUCGCUGAGCCGACCACUAUCAGCAAUCAGCUGGAUACCUUGAAGACCGAGGUCCAGCAACUGCAGUUGCCUAACAAGAAUGGCAACAGCACACAACAUUACAAGAUGCCAACUUUUCAAAUUGAGAAGUUCGAUGACUACACGCAUCAGGACCCGGUCCUCUGGUGGGAAGGUUUCACGACGCAACUUCGGAUUCUGCAAGUCGCCAAGCACGCGUACGUCGGCGCCCUGUUUCUUAACCCAAAGGGCGGAUGUCAGAUCUGGUUAAGCCACCUGGCAUCCACCCACGGCGUCGACGUCGCGGAUCUGAAAGACAAGAUCUCAUGGGAAGAGUUAACACGCCUAUGGAAGAAGCGGUUCAUCGUGGACUGCGCACCUGCACUCGCCAUCAACCGUCUCUUCGCCAUGAUGCAAGGCAACACAGCAACACGUGACUGGCUCACGGAAUGGCAGAAGAUCGCGGCAACACCCGAUCUGGACUUACCAUUUCCGCAUCUGCGCAGCGAUGACUAUAACAGGUCAUGUGCUGCAUUGAACCUCGCACUUGGUGAUCGCGAGCAACAUGCAACCUUCGCUGAAAUCAUUGACAAGGCGAGGGAGAUCAUCAAGACCAAUAGGGCGGCUGCACACGAGAAGUCAACGUGGCAGCCAACCUAUGUGGAGAAGGUGAGAACUGGUCCGCGGCAGCAGCAGUUGGCUGCAGUCCAAUCGGACAACACUAUGGAAGACCCGGCAGCCACCCAAGCGUCACGUGAGGGAGAUCAGGUGGCUGCUGUCCAGCCGCGAAGCAGCAACAAGUCCCGAAGUAAUGGGAAGGCGAAAUCAGCAUCGCAGGCCGGAAACGGACAACCAGCACCACCAUGGGUCAAGUUCAACUUGACCGAGGCCGAGUACAAGUAUCGCGGCCGUGAGGCGACUCCGCCCCCCACUCCGCCAGAUUCGGCCGCCUUGCUAGCGGCCUCCUACACAUUUGGGGAGGAUGCGAAUGUCGUAAGUUCUCGGUAUGCUUACGAGGACUAUGCUAUCCAGUUGGUCCCACCGCUGGACCAACCGCUCCACGUGCAACAAUCUACCGCAUGCACGGUUUCAUCACCAUCGGCAACCGAUUCGGCAGCUUCGCCGCCAUCUACCGCCGGGGAUUCAACGUCAUGGUCAAGACUUGAAGAGCUCGACCUGUUGACAUUUGCGGACUUCCAAUGGAUGCCCCUUCCCCGGUCCGGUCGAUUGCCAAAAUCGCAUUGCAACCUGCUCAAGGCACAAUUGCGGGAUUACUUGCACACUGCAGUACCGACUCCGUUGAUGGACGCCGGAGUAGAGGUUGUCGACCUUCACGCCUAUAUUGCAAAGAUCGACCGCGAGUUCAAGACGCAACGGACUUCAUGGUUCGCACACGUCCGGAGGAAGUCCCAGCCCACGCAAUUCACGUUGGCAGACGGUCACACGCAUAAGUCAAUCGACUGGUGCAUUGAUGACGUCCCAGUGUACUUUGCCCCUCACGCAAGUGAGGCGGUGUCCUUUGACAUUCUGGACACCAAAUUCGACAUGAUCUUGGGCAUGUCAUGGCUGCGAAGCGAGGACCACCCGGUGAACUUCUACCGCCGCACAGUUCACGUUCGUGAUCGGAACGGAGUACUAGUCCCAUGCACGGUGGCUCCUCCUCACCCUUCUAUCAGCUGCCACGUGGUAUCCGCCGCAAGCAUGCGAGCUUCCAUCAUCAGAGACGACAUCGAGGACAUGGGGGUGUGUUUUCUCCACACCCUCCCGUCCCAUGACGCUUCACCGACGGACUCAUCUUCGGAUCCACGCAUCACCGAGCUUCUCGACGCCUACGGCGACGUGUUCGAAGGUCCGCACGGAGUAGUACCGGAUCGGCCCAUCCGCCACGAGAUCAUCCUCGAGGACGGGGCCGUACCUCCGCGCGGUUGUGUGCUUCGGGCACAACUCGACGACCUUCUGGAGAAAGGUUGGAUUCGGCCUAGCUCAUCGCCAUACGGUGCUCCUGUUCUCUUCGUCCGGAAGAAGAACAAGGAUAUGCGGUUGUGCAUCGAUUAUCACAAGCUCAACGCGCAGACGAUAAAAAACGCCGGCCCUCUCCCACGCAUCGACGACCUUCUCGAACGACUGGGCGGCGCCAAGUUCUUCUCCAAACUUGACCUCAAGUCGGGAUAUCACCAACUCGAGAUUCGCAAGGAGGACCGCUACAAGACCGCGUUCAAGACGCGAUAUGGGCAUUUCGAAUGGCUGGUUAUGCCAUUUGGCCUUACGAAUGCCCCGGCCACUUUCCAAGCGGCUAUGACAACGGAGUUCCGACACAUGCUGGAUCGAUUCGUACUUAUCUACCUCAACGACAUCCUGGUGUACAACCGGAGUUUGGGCGAGCAUGUGGAACACCUGCGCACCGUUUUGGAGCGGCUACGACAAGCCAAGUACAAAGCCAACCGUGACAAGUGCGAAUUCGCGAGGCAGGAGCUGGAGUACCUGGGACAUUAUGUGACGCCGCAAGGCAUCCGUCCGCUUGCGGACAAGAUCGAGGCCCUACGAGUAUGGCCCGAGCCCAACAGCACCACGAACGUUCGUUCAUUCAUGGGAUUGGCGGGCUACUAUCAGCGAUUCAUCACCGGAUACUCAAGGAUUGCUGCACCUAUGACGAGAUUACAAUCGCUGAAGGUGCCAUUCGUAUUCGAUGACGACGCACGCCGGUCAUUCCAAGCACUCAAGACGGCCAUGCUCAUGGCACCCGUCCUUAGCAUCUAUGACCCCAUCCUGCCGACGAGAGUGACUACGGACGCUUCCGGCUAUGGCAUUGGGGCAGUCUUGGAACAGCACGACGGCGACAACUGGCACCCUGUAGAGUAUUUCAACCACAAAGUGCCUCCCAUCAACUCGCUUGAUGAUGCAAGGAAGAAGGAGCUGCUCGCAUUCGUGAUGGCUCUCAAGCGAUGGCGGAACUUCCUCCUUGGGCGUCGUAGGUUCACAUGGGUUACGGACAACAACCCACUGACUUACUACAAGACUCAGGAUACGGAGUCCGGCACGAAGAUGAAACCAAGUUCGGCUCGGCAUCCACAGACGGACGGGCAAACGGAGCAGGCACAUCAAACCGCUCAAAUGAUGCUUCGUAAGCUCAUCCGUCCGGACCAGAAAGAUUGGGUUGACCGCCUCCCCAACAUCGAGUUCGCCUACAACACUUCGGCGCACCCGGCGAUCGGCGUGACUCCAUUCGAGUUGCACCACGGUGGACGGAAAGGCGGUAUCUUCGCUGACCUUCUCCUCCCACGACCAGCCGACAUCGAUGCCGCUUGCUCUCCCGCUUCCGUCCGGAAGUACAGGGAAUUGCUGGCUCAAGCCCUAGCGAAUAUGCAAAAGGCUCAAGUCCGCAUGCAGCAGCAAGCCAACAGGCAUCGCGUGCCAUGUCCCAUCCGCGUCGGCGACCUGGUUUGGGUUUCCGCGGAAGAGUUUGCACUGGAACAGGAUGUCUCACGCAAACUGCUUCCCAAGUGGUUUGGACCAUGGCCCGCAACAUCAGCCGCAAGCGAUGAGCCCGAUGGCCCUUCAUUUGUGAUCAACAUCCCCCCGCAUAUGACGGUCCAUCCAGUCUUUCACGCCUCAAAGCUGGCAACAUACACGCCAGCUAAGAGCGAUGACUUUCCGGGCAUACGAUCGCAGGACCCUCCUUCCAUGGAUGGUCAUCAGGAAGUUGACCACGUCAUCACCGAUCGCAAGUACGGCAGCAAGCCGCGACAGUACAAAGUUACAUUCAAAGCAUGUGAUCGCGACGACACUCGGUGGAUUUCAGGAGCAGAUUUGAAAGCAUCCGCACCGCUGAUCUACGCGCAUUAUGAGAAGCAAAGGUUAGCUCAGGAAGCUUCACGACCAGCCCCUCCCACCCGGACUGUGGUCCCUCCCUCAGAUAGACAGCUUCGCCCUCGCAGACUGGACAUUUGGGAUUCAGACAUUUUGACGAGGGACUAUUUGGGCCUGUGCCGAAGACUUGGUGACAACUUCUUCAAGUCAGCGACAUACACAAUCGAAGCUGUGGCAGUUCCCAUUAAUGCAGAUGGCAAAGAAAAGCUGAAAGAAGUGGAGGCAGAAAUUUUGAAGAAACGAGACGAGCUGAAGGCUUUUGAAAGUGAAUACAAAGAGGCUGUUACAAAAUAUGCAGCAGCUCAGCUGAGAUAUGCAAAGGAGAAACAAGCGCUUGAUGAGUUGCUUUCAAGAAGGGAAAAGGUGUAUGAGCAGUUCUCAAGUUCCGUGGGCUUGACAGUAGGAGCAGGUAAUGGCGGGACCAGCCCAAGGGAAGGAACUGGCAGCGGCCCUACAUCUCCACAGGCUGAGCCAUCUGGGAAGGGCCACUGCAGUGGACACAGCACCAAGAAGAAGUGGUGGUCAGUACCUACCAAAUCCACUGGGAAGGGGGAGUGAAUGUCCUGCCUUUGAACAUGAUGUGAGGUGCUUGUAUGUUUGGCUCCGUGUGUGCAUCGCUGCAUGCAGCUUAGAGAAGAUGAACACUUGAAACCGAGCCAAGGUUGGGUAUGGAAGAAAGGGUUUGAGGAGAGGAGAUGGGACCAAAGGAGACGUGGUUUAUGUCUAGUAAUGAGACGGGAUGUGGUGUGCAGCAUUAGGGAAUUGGCAACGAGGAGGGUAGGGGAGGUUGAUUGCGUUCUGUGCCAGGAAACAUAUUUUUGCCAGAUCAUCAAAGUAUAGUAACCACUCUGCAUGUAAUGAAGGCAGCAGAAGGGCGGACCGAAUCGGUCAGCAUGUUGGUGUUCGGAUAUGCAUGUUUUAUGUGAAAGUUAAGGAUUGGCUCAAUGGAUACUAAAGGGAUGAUUGGUUGAGUCAACUUCAGAAAACCUGAUUGAGAUUCUGAUGGGUGUUAUGGGCAUAAGGAGUGUGUAAUUGAUUCCUCCUCUAGGCGAGGUCUGAGAAGUCAUCUUGUGUUCAUUGGGAUACUAUAUGAUAUAAUGCCUACAUGGAGGUUGGUUGCCUUCUGCGCCAUGAGAGAUACUUUUGCCAGAUCAUCCCAGAAGUAUAGUAACCACUCCGCAUGUAAUGGCUUCCGCAGAAGUCCGCAGACCAAAUUUGGACAGCGAGUUGAUGUUUGAUUUGCAUUCUUGUGUGAAAUUUAAGGAUUGGCUCAGCGGAUACUUGUCAUUGGGAGUUCAGAAUCCUCACGGAGCAAUUGGUUGAGUCACAACGAGCGCUGGCAUGGCAUGCAUGAUUGGAGGUUGUCCUCUAGUCGACAGUCCACAAAAUCACCUUGUGUCUAUUGGGAUCAUAUUGCGCAAGGAAGGCUCAUAGAUUACAGGAAUGUCGAACAAAUGCCAGAAAGAAUGAAGGGAAAGGUUUCCAUUGUUCCCGUUUUGUUUUGUGGAGAAGUAUGAAACUGGUGUGUAAGGCUGGUGUGUGGCAGAGUCACCUUCUGGGAUUCUGCAAGACCACCAGGCUGGGAUGUUCUUCAACUAUAAGUGUCUAUUGUUACAUGCCUAGAGGUUCCCAGGUGGUGUGGAAGUUUUCAGAACAGCAGAAUGGAGUAACAUGCAGGUAAAAUAUUUAUUGUAUAUAAAAUUAUAAAUUCAUGCAGAUGGAGGACGACAAGCUUGCUAUGCAUGGAUUGUGACUCGUAUCGCUCUGUCUCCUUACAGAACUGUUUUCCCUCCUCUCUCAUUGUCCCUAUGCUUCUUGCCUUUGUCCCAUCCGCAGCAGAGCUCCCCUCCCGUUUGUGCAUGUUCUUGCAGGCGGGAUUUGUUGGUGGGCUGGAAGGAGGGGGCAGUAAAACUGGGAAGUGAUGCGACAUGUGUCCACUGUGUCAAACAUUUACAUGCUCUAGUGUUUGUUUAUCACCGAACUCUCUGGAUUAAUGGGAAUGUCAUUUGAUGUGCUUCUUCCUAUUGCAGUGCGUAGCUUUGAAAAUGUUGUAUGUACCUCAUUCUAGGAUCUGUGUGUUCCCUUCCUAUUAUAUGAAGUGGGCUAAGACAAAACAAACAUCUUUGCUUCUUCUUUCUCUUCUGAUCUGCCUUCACCUUUAGUGGAAGAAAGACCUUUGUGGUGUGAUUCUUAGUAUACUGUUCGUUAUGUAGACGUUGUUUUCUUGGCCGAGAAGAAUGUAAAGUGCAUAUGGAUGGGGCAGGAGGUCUACACGGCUGGCAACAAGAUCUACCCGAUGCGGAGGGAAGGCGCAGCCAGCGACUAAUGGUGGGUGGUCCCGGGCAUCCUCUCCGACAUCAAGGGCUGAAAUGGAGCGCUGCUGCGGGGCAUGGAAAAGAUGAGGGUUGAUGGAAUCUUUAUUUGGUGAUUGCUAUCAUUGCUUCCUGCCUUUGAUUUAUAUGGCAUAAGCAGGGAAGGGAAGUUUGAGCGCUGCAGUGAGAUCCACCUAAUGAUGGGCCAAUGGAAGUGAACUAGUGCCACAGUGCAGUGCUUCUGAUCGUAAGGGUGCAGUACCAUUGCAGGACAGAGAUGGAAGCCUGAGGGGAUUAACAUGGAGCCUAACAACAAAAGGAGGUGAAAGUGUGCCAGGAUCUGUCUAGGCGUAGAGGUCCUGUAACUCGAAGAAGUAUUGGAUCAUUAUGGGAACAAAUGGGGUACAAUCAUAUAGGUGUAAGUGGGCAAAAAUUUUGCCCUGUGCUUCUUCUAAAUGAGGCCGUAUCAUGUACUGCAACCAACCUUCACAACACCGUUAAGCGAAGUAGCAGAGACGCUGCAAGGCUGGAUUAGUUCUCUACAGAUGGAGGUGUAAUAUGUAUUGCUGGGACGCAAGAUUGCAUCAUCUGUACGUUGUUGUAAGUUGGUUUCUCUCGACCUCUGCUCAACACUCUCCCACUUUUUUCUUUUCUGUAUAUUAAUCAUUUGGAUUACUUGCCAUACUUGGACAAUUUUCCGAUUUAUCCGUGUUGUCCCUAUGAAGGGGCUAUGCUAAUCUUUCUCUAUCACUCCAAUUUUGAUGGAUGUCCUGAAUCUUCUUGUUUACUUUUGUUUUUGGACUAUUCCUCGAUUGAAGUGUGUUAUAUUUGCGUAGGGGCGAUGCUACUGUACUCUGUACCGUCCCAGUUUCAACGAAUGUGUCGAAGGACCAGUUUUCCACUGUUGAUCUAAUGUACACUAUUUAGCCAUCUUUCAGUGUCAAUCAGCUUCUUUUGCACAAUAGUGCAAUUGYGUGUUGCUAUUUCUGCAAUGAUCCCGACAGUCGUGAGAACCUUCAACAGCACGGAACAUGCAAGAAUUCU